This is a messenger RNA of Zygotorulaspora mrakii, 1701 nucleotides long. RefSeq names its product Mup1p (gene MUP1). Gene Ontology annotation, cellular component: membrane. The record is from RefSeq and is a predicted model, not a curated record. Gene Ontology annotation, molecular function: L-amino acid transmembrane transporter activity. Bases 1 to 1701 code for a protein of 566 amino acids. The transcript has a single exon. Lineage: Eukaryota; Fungi; Ascomycota; Saccharomycetes; Saccharomycetales; Saccharomycetaceae. Gene Ontology annotation, biological process: amino acid transmembrane transport.
AUGGCUGAAGGUAAGCGAGAUUUUGUUUCGCAGCUGAAUAUCUUCAACAAGGAAAACUAUACCUUCACAACGCAUUCUAAGAAUGAAGAAACUUUGGAGCAGGAUAGCUCCUCUGGGUUGGAAAACGAUGAGCACUUCGUUGGCGAGCUGGAUCAAGGAAACAGACAGCUAGGAUUAUUUUCAUGCAUCGGCCUGAUUUGCAAUAGAAUGCUUGGCACUGGCGUAUUUGCAACAUCAUCCACAAUAUACAUGCUAUGUAACUCAGUUGGCUUGGCAUUGAUUAUAUGGGUAGUCGGUGCAAUAAUUUCAUUAGCCGGUCUUUAUGUUUACUUGGAAUUUGGUACAGCAAUUCCUAAGAAUGGUGGUGAGAAGAAUUAUUUAGAAUUUAUUUUCAAGAAACCAAAAUUUUUUAUCACCUCGAUGUAUGCAGCAUACAUUUUCUUCUUAGGUUGGGCAGCUGGUAAUUCUGUAAACACUGCUGUCAUGUUUCUCACAGCAUCUGGCACUGAAGUUACUGAAUGGAAUCAACGUGGUGUUGGUGUAGCUGUUGUUGGAUUUGCCUUUCUGAUAAAUGCUGUCAACGUUAAAGCUGGACUUUAUUUACAAAAUUUAUUAGGCAUUUUUAAGAUUGGUAUCGUGCUCUUUAUUUCUGUGACAGGUUGGGUGGCACUAGGUGGUGGUUUAAAAGGUGGAUAUAAAACAGACAAUUUUCAUAAUGCAUUCGAAGGCUCUAGGGACGCUACAGCGUAUGGAGUGGUUAACGCCUUGUAUAACGUCAUUUGGUCAUUUGUGGGAUAUUCGAAUGUCAAUUAUGCUUUAGGGGAAGUUAAAAACCCUGUGAGAAGUUUGAAGAUUGCAGGGCCUACAUCCUUGGUUGCCAUAGCUGUUAUCUAUAUUUUGGUUAAUGUCGCGUAUUUCGCUGUUGUGCCAAAGCAGACAAUGAUUACAUCAAAGUUGAUUCUCGCGGCUGACUUUUUUGAUAUCGCGUUUGGACCAACUGCCAAAAAAGCAUCCGCAGUUUUUGUUGGUUUGAGUGCUCUGGGGAAUGUUUUAUCAGUCAUUUUUUCACAGGGUAGAAUCAUUCAGCAAUUGGGUCGUGAAGGUAUUUUACCAUUCCCAAAAUUUUUUGCAUCAUCCAAACCAUUCAAUUCUCCAACUGUCGGCCUAUUUCAACAUUUUAUUGUUUGCGUUGUGACAAUACUGGCACCUCCAGCAGGAGAUGCGUAUAACUUCAUUUUAAAUUUGAUUUCAUAUCCCAUGAAUAUAAUUAAUUUCUUCGUUAGCGCGGGACUGCUAUGGAUCUACUGGCAACGCCGUAAAGGGCUAAUUGAGUGGAAUCCUCCCAUCAAGGCUGGCGUAACCGUCACUAUUUUUUUCCUAUUAUCGAAUCUGUAUUUGAUUGUUGCACCAUAUGUCCCACCUACAGAGGGACAGAGCGUUUAUAAUACUCUGCCAUACUGGAUUCACUGUGUCGUAGCAUGGGCUAUCUUUGGAGUUGGUGCAAUUUAUUAUCUCAUUACCGCUCAAAUUUUGCCUAAAAUUGGUCAUUAUAGGCUCGAAACUAAGGAAAUUAUUGGUGAAGAUGGGUUCUGGAGAACCGACAUCAUCAAAGUAUAUGACGGUCAGGAAAUUGAAGAUACCGAUUUCGACAACCAUAAAGUAACAGCAUUCAGCUCUGAAGAAAGUAAAUUUUUUCAGUAA